AUGCUUGUGAAGGAAUUUAUUGUGAACUUGUCUCAAGAUUGUGGUGAUGGAAGAACUGAUGAUUUUCAUAAGGUGUAUGUUAGAAGAAAGUGUAUAGAUCUUUCCCCUGCUGUUAUCAACCUAUAUCUAGGUAGAGAUGCUGAGGCUCAACCUGAGCUUGAAGUGACUGAUAAUGAGGUGUGCAAAGUAAUCACUGGUGGUAAGGUUAAGAAGUGGCCUAUAAAGAGCAAACUGUCUGCUAGUUCUCUUAAUGUCAGGUAUGCAUUGCUACACAAAAUUGGUGCUGCUAACUGGGUGCCUACCAAUCACACUUCUACCAUUGCUGUUGGCCUAGGAAGAUUUAUUUAUGCUGUGGGAACCAAGACAAAAUUUGACUAUGGGACUUAUAUAUUUGAUCAAACUAUGAGGCAUGCUGGUACCUCUGCUACCAAGCUCCCUAUUGCAUUCCCAUCCCUGAUAUGUGGGAUAAUCCUCAAGCAACACCCUGGAAUUCUGAAAAGUAAAGAUUCUGUAUGUAAGAGGGAGAGUGCUUUGUCUUUUCACUACAAACUGCUCCAGAGGUCUGAUGACAUGACAUCUGCUGGGACAUCACAACCCAGCAAAUCUGUGAACAAAGCCCUUCUUAUUGCUGAGCUGAAAGAGACUUGUCAGGAGUUGGAAAACAGGAAGAUAAAGCUUGAAAAGCUCAUCCAAAGUCUUGAGCAGUCUACAGAUGAUGAUCUUGCUGGUGACAAUAUGGAUGAAGACAAAGGUGCUGCUAGUGGGGCUGAGGAAGAGGCUGAGGAUGGUGAGGGCUCUGAGGAUACUGGGAGCAGUGAUGCUGCUGAUUCUGAUGACAAUACUGGUGGCUCUAGUGAUGAAGACAGUGAUGGGUCUGAUGAUUAG
This is a messenger RNA of Vicia villosa (hairy vetch), 885 nucleotides long. RefSeq lists its product as uncharacterized. Lineage: Eukaryota; Viridiplantae; Streptophyta; Magnoliopsida; Fabales; Fabaceae. The record is from RefSeq and is a predicted model, not a curated record. The coding region runs from base 1 to 885 and encodes 294 amino acids. The transcript has a single exon.